AUGAGGAGUAGCAGAGACUUGCUCCAUGGAGAACAGACGUGGUGUCAGUAUUUUGAAAAGCAAUACAUGAGCCUUGAUGCUCAGAAUGGUUUCCUGCCAGCCGUGGCCGAAGGCAAGGAGGACGGCUCCGUGACGCGCACACGCUCCGGCUCGAUGAGGAUGCGUCGAUCGAAUUCCUCUCGUCCACGCUUCACGGAUUCCCUGGUAGUGCCCUUCUCUGGAAAGGAGGCUCUUCAGGACCGUUUCGUGGUGGAUCCUUGGCGAAGUGAUGAAUGGCAAACCUGUUUGCACGUGGGCACGAUGAACGGCCUCCAGAUUUCCUCUGCGCUUUGGCACUUAGGCCUAAAGCCACCUUGCAGAGCUUCGCAAAGACCUCAAGCCCUUUUUGUGGCAUACGCCCGGCAGCGGCACUUGAAUGAAGAGUGCCAAACUUGGACGGCGAAAAGUGCUAAAAGCAUCAACCUGUCAGUGGUUCGCAUGGCGAAGUUCAGUGGUUUCCAAAGGUCUGGCGAGACCAUGACCAUCAGCCGCUUCUUCAAAGGCAAGUCCAAGAGUAACUCGGGACAGCGGAUCAUCAAAGCUGUGCGCAAGUCGCAGGUUCCCUUCUUCCGGCUCCUGGAACAACACAUCGGAGAUCAGCGCUCCUUCGAUCAUCCGCACGUCUGUCGACUGAUCGACGCCUUUGAAGACGAAGAACAUGUUUACCAAGUCUUUGAGUUCCUCUCGGGUCCCUCCUUGCUGGAGAAGAUCCUUUCAGACACACAGUUCUCGGAGCGCGACGCGGCGGCUGCCACCAAAGCCAUACUGCUGGCGAUUGGUUACCUACACGGUCUGUCGAUUGCGCAUCAGAACGUGCACCUGGAGAACAUGCGCUUUGCCACCCAUCCCCGAAAGAAGGAGUCGGGCUCUUGCUAUUGCGACCAGUUGAAGCUAAUGGACCUGGGAUUGAGUCUGAAUCGAAAGCUGAUCCCGGGCAUCCUCAACGCUGCCUCCCAACCGGCCACCGAAAAUUCCGCCACGCUGCCGCUACUGGCACCACUGGGAAUCCAAAACUCCCUAGGUUCGGUGUGUUUGCCACCCGAGUGCCAAGGGGUCUGUAGCUCCUACGCCCAGCUUGCGACGGCCGCGCCCUGCAUGCUGCGCCGGACCGAUUCCACACAGCUUCACAGGUCUCCUUCCCCGACGUUGCAACGUAAGACCUCCGAGGACUUUGGACAGACCUCCUCCAUCUCAUCGGUGGGACAGGAUUCCUCCUCGCGACGGGCCAAGGAGCUGCUUCUUCUGUUGCAAGCAGGGGAUGUCUGGUCCGCAGGCUGCAUUUUGCACAUUUUGCUCUCCGGGCAGAUCCCAGUGACGGUCGUUGACAGCGACAAGGGCGGCGAUGUGGUGCCGUUUUGCAUGUUACCGGGAUGGAUUGCGAGUCAUGAUCCAACGUCCCCUUUGCGGGGUCAACCGGCUGGUUAG
This is a messenger RNA of Cladocopium goreaui, 1464 nucleotides long. Lineage: Eukaryota; Dinophyceae; Suessiales; Symbiodiniaceae. The record is from the annotation of a GenBank genome assembly.